AUCACAUGCAACACUGACUUUGGGAUCGCAUUUCCAAACGAGUCAAGUGUCUCCAAGCUGCGAGGUGGCAGCUAGGUCCCUGGUCUCCACCGACAUACAAACCAUAAUUCGAUAUACACUAGAAAGCCCUCUAUCCGCCGCUCGUCCUCGAACUGUAUUGUACUCCAACCGGUUCGAAAUUAUUUCGAGGGCUCUCUCGGCAUCGUCAUGUUCAGCAAACAUGGCCGCCACCCCAGACGUCGCCCUGCAGUCGCGGGCAAUCGACGAUAAGUCGCCCAUCUGCAUCCCCUUCAUCCUCGAGCGCCUCAAGCUCCACCGCGCCUCCAACUCGACGAAGCCCUUCAUCAUCGGCCUGAACGGCGUGCAGGGUGUCGGCAAGACGACCCUCGUCAAGGCCCUAGCCGAGACCCUCGAGGACCGCGAGGGCCUCAAGACCCUCGUCGUCAGCAUCGACGACUUCUACCUGAGGCACGCCGACCAGCUCGCCCUGGCCGCCGCCCACCCGGACAAUGCCCUGGUCCAGAAUCGGGGAGAACCAGGCACGCACGACAUCGCCUUGGCGCGCCGGUUCUUCGACGCCCUCUGCUCUGGCGCCCCGGCGCACAUCCCGCAGUACGACAAGUCCGCCUACUCGGGCCUAGGCGACCGGGCGCCGGAGUCGGAAUGGGUCUCCAUCAACGGGCCCGGGCAGCCAAAGGUCGAGGUUGCCAUCCUCGAGGGCUGGUGCGUCGGCUUCCGGCCGCUGGACCACGCCUCCAUCGAGGCCAAGUGGCGGGCGCCCAGCCGGACCCUUCACCGGCACAAGCUGGAGCACCUGUUCUUCGUCAACGACCAGCUGAGGGCCUACGACGGCCUCACCGACCUGCUCGACGCCUUCAUCCACAUCGACGCCGCCGACACCGAAUACGUCUACGGCUGGCGCCUGCAGCAGGAGGAGGCCCUGAGGAGUGAGCGCGGCGCGGGCAUGACCGACGAGCAGGUCGUCAAGUUCGUCGACGCCUAUUACCCGGCCUAUGAGCUCUUUUCCGACAAGGUGAGAGCGGGCAUAUUCCCGCAUCGCCCGCGCAGUCAAUUGCGGCUCGUCGUCGGGAAAGAUCGGACCGUGCAGGACAAGAUCGUGUUGUGACAUGCUCCCUGAGCAGAAAUAGCUACCCGUUGCAGCUACAUAGUUAUCUAUAUUGAACAGACCCGUUUUAUCACCGUUGAGAAGAGAAUAGAGAAAAACAAAGAUACUGUAGCUCCAUG
Molecule: messenger RNA, 1245 nt
Organism: Phialemonium atrogriseum
Lineage: Eukaryota; Fungi; Ascomycota; Sordariomycetes; Cephalothecales; Cephalothecaceae
Product: putative d-glycerate 3-kinase
Exons: 3
Coding region: 221-1126 (301 amino acids)
Biological process (GO): SRP-dependent cotranslational protein targeting to membrane
Cellular component (GO): cytoplasm
Molecular function (GO): GTP binding
Source: RefSeq, a predicted model, not a curated record